Molecule: messenger RNA, 1707 nt
Organism: Notolabrus celidotus (New Zealand spotty)
Lineage: Eukaryota; Metazoa; Chordata; Actinopteri; Labriformes; Labridae
Product: tetratricopeptide repeat protein 9A
Exons: 3
Coding region: 162-923 (253 amino acids)
Molecular function (GO): protein binding
Source: RefSeq, a predicted model, not a curated record
GGCCUUGGAUUUAUCCUCCAAUCGGAGCGUCGGACAGGAGGAGCGCGCCGCGCGCACAGAGAGAGAGAGAGCUGCGACACUGCUGGCGAGGAGGAGACGCGACUACAUACGGCUCUGAGGAUGCAAUGAGACUCUGAGACUCUGAUCAGAACCAGGACACAAUGAUUCAGGCCGGACACGAGACCAGGAUGGACGGAGGCAGAGACAGAGACAGCGACAGCUCCGGCUCCCCGAGGCUCCUCCAGCACUGCGCGCAGCCUCCUCACAGCAGCAGCUCCAGCAGCAGCAGGACCAAAGAGGCCAGAUACCAGCAGCAGCUCCAGCAGCAGAGGCAUCAUGGAGGGUCGAUGCUCAAACAGCCAUCCCACAACGAGCCGGCCGACGUCGUGAGGCGGGCUCUGGACUUCAAGUGCCAGGGUACCCAGUGCUACAAGGAUAAGAAGUACCGAGAGGCCAUAGGCAAGUACCACCGCGCUCUGCUGGAGAUUAAGGGGCUGUGCAGGGUGCUGGGGGACCCGGACUCCAUCUCCAAGCCGUCCGCGUCCCCCCUCCUGCCCACCCUCAGCAAGUCCAGCACCCUGACAGACGAGCAGAAGGGGGCCAUGGAGAACGCAGAGCUGGAGUGUUACAACAGCUUGGCCGCCUGUUUGUUACAAAUGGAGCUGGUGAACUACGAGCGGGUGAAGGAGUACUGCCUCAAGGUGCUUCACAAGGAGGGGAAGAACUUCAAAGCUCUGUACCGGUCCGGCGUGGCUUAUUACCACCUAGGAGAGUUCCAGAAGGCGCUGUACUACCUGAAGGAGUCGCACAAACAGGAGCCGUCAGGUCAGGACUCCAUAGACACCAAUGUGAUCCGCUACAUCCAGCUGACAGAGAUGAAGAUUCGCCGUAAUGCCCAAAGGGAAAAGAAAGAAGCCACAUAAGCAGUCGCUGCGUGAUGACUUCUAACCUGUCGUAAAUUUUAGCCCUCAUGUGUGCCACCCAGACCUUACACAGACGAGUCACAGGUCUCGGUGUGAAGCGGUAGUUUUGUUUGCUUUUGCCUUGCACAGCAGCCAAUUACGUGAUGGAACUUCAUAAGUGUGUGCUUGAAGCAUUUUCACGAGUAAUUGUACUGUUCUUUGUUUUAAAACUGCCAAAUUUAUCUACUAUGAACCCUCCGAGAGUAUUUUUAAACAUAACAAACUGAUGCACUGCCAGUCCAAACACUGCACAUACAGGCCAACACUUGUGAUAAGAGACGGGACCAACAAGGUCCUCAGAGUGAAUCCAGCAUGUUUACCAGUGAAGCGCAACUGUAAUCUAGCAUGUACCCUCGCACAAGAUGUCCUUUGAAAGGCAAGGAAAUGAGUAACAACCACCUACACUUCUGUCGCCUCACUUUGGUUUUGAAAGUACAACAAAAGAUAAAGAUUUUUUUAUACUCUUGUUUUAUGUGAAGUGCUUUCAGGGAGAGAGAUUCAACAAAAAUGUGGAGGCGAGGACAUCAAGCUCACGUGGUUGCUAGUGUCAGUGUGAACUGAAGAGACAUAUCACAAAAUGUAAAUAGGCAACUUUAUAAAAAUCACAAAAAUAUUAUGGAGAGGCAAGUUGUUUGUGUGUAUUAAUGCCAAAACUAAGCACUUCAUUCACAGCCUUUUCUGUAUCAACAAAUACUGUAUGUUUCCUGUAAAGGUAUGCGUGUAAUAAAUGUGUCUAUUGAUUGAA